GCAUACUCCAUGCUUCUUGGUUCGAGAAUGCGUGUAAUGUGUGAAUCUUUACAUGAACCAAAUAAAGCAAAAACUAGAAAAAGGAUCCUAACGUGGGAUGAGAAUCUUUCCUCUUUCUCGUACACUCUGCUUUUCAGUUCAUCUGGUCUUCCCUUCCUCUUUUAUCGGAGGCCGUGACAUACACAUUUUCACACACCCGUCACUCCUCAAUUCCAAUGUUUUAUGGGGGCACGUUACGUUCUUCUAUUCUCGGACACCUACUUAAAACAUAUCACACACACAUACUAUAUUAACAUCUCUUUCUUUUUUACACACAAACAAAAAAUGUCUGCAUCUGUGGGAGAUCAAGGUGGAGGAGGUGCAACUGUUGAUAACAUGGACAAGGAUAAUGUUAAUAAUAAUAAUAAUAUUGCAAAUAAUACAAAUAAGCCUCCUCUAAGAGCUAAGAGCUUUUCAUUCAGGGCUCCACAGGAAAAUUUCACCAUUAAAGAUUUUGAAUUGGGCAAGAUCUAUGGUGUUGGGUCUUAUUCUAAGGUUGUCAGAGCAAAAAAGAAAGACACAGGAAUGGUUUAUGCAUUGAAGAUCAUGGAUAAAAAGUUCAUUACUAAGGAAAAUAAAACGGCAUAUGUGAAACUAGAGCGGAUAGUACUCGAUCAACUGGAUCAUCCUGGCAUUGUGCGCUUGUUCUUUACAUUUCAAGAUGCUACUUCCUUAUACAUGGCACUAGAAUCUUGUGAAGGUGGAGAACUUUUUGAUCAAAUUACCAGGAAAGGUCGAUUAUCAGAAGAUGAAACCCGUUUCUAUGCUGCGGAAGUUGUAGACGCGCUCGAGUACAUACAUAAAUUGGGACUGUUACAUCGAGAUAUUAAGCCAGAGAAUCUAUUACUUAGUUCCGAUGGGCAUAUAAAAAUUGCUGAUUUUGGUAGCGUAAAGCCUAUGCAAGAUAGCUCAAUAACUCUCCUUCCAAAUGCAGCAUCAGAUGAUAAAGCUUGCACCUUUGUUGGAACUGCGGCUUAUGUACCUCCAGAAGUGCUAAAUUCAUCUCCUGCUACAGUUGGAAACGACCUAUGGGCACUUGGCUGUACCUUGUAUCAAAUGCUUGCUGGAAGUUCUCCCUUUAAGGAUGCUAGCGAAUGGCUGACAUUUCAAAGAAUUAUUGCCAGAGACCUCAGAUUCCCAGAUUACUUUUCAGAGGAAGCCAAAGAUCUGAUUGAUCGAUUACUGGAUGUUAAUCCUAGCAACCGACCAGGUGCAGGGCCUGAUGGCUAUGCUUCUUUAAAGAAUCAUCCUUUCUUUAACGGAAUUAACUGGGAUGAUUUAAAAGCAUUGAAGCCUCCUGUACUUGCUUUGCCGCGAAAGGAUCUUUCACGGAACCUUUCACGAAACCUAUCAUGUGCCAAGGAUGGUUCAGAAAAACAGGCCAGUGAUGAUGGUGAAAAUGCAUCUUCUAUUACUAGACUUGCUUCUAUCGAAUCCUUUGACUCAAAAUGGCAACAAUUUUUGGAGCCUAAUGAAUCCAUUAUUAUGAUAUCCAUGGUCAAGAAACAUCAAAAACUUACAAGCAAGAAGGUGCAGCUUAUCCUCACCAACAAGCCAAAGAUAAUUUAUGUGAACCCAUCAAAGCUAGAACCUAAAGAGAGCAUAGUCUGGUCAGAUAACCCUAAUGAACUUAGUGUUCAAGUUGCCAGUCCUACAAAUUUCAAAAUUUGUACUCCCAAAAAGAUACUGUCAUUUGAAGAUGCAAAACAAAGAGCACUUCAUUGGAAAAAGGCUAUUGAGGCUCUUCAAGGCCAUUGAACUGUUUUUAUGCUUUCUGUCGACCAAUUCAUUGCUGUAUCAUUAUCAUCAAGAAACUAGAGAAUCCUCGAAUAGGCUGAUGCUCCCUGAGAAAUUAUUGUUUCGACGAGAGACUACUUAAAAAGUUCAUUUCCAACAGGGUAAAAACAUUGAGAUACUUCAGUUGUACAUUGACAUGGACGAAACAAGUUCAUGGCUUGCGUGUAUUAUCAACAUAUAUGCAGAACUAUGUGAAAUAUCAACAUAUAUGCAGAAAGAAUUAUGUGAUUUUUUUGCUUUAUCGCAUACAAAUGUAUGAAGACGAGAAAUGCUAGAGAACCCAAAGUUUGUUCCAGAACUUUUCCUAAAUGCUAAUGUGUUGUGUGUAAAUUGGUAGCUUUCCAAAUAAUGUGAUGGAGAUAUGAUGAACACUGUAUACACAUUUGUGCCUAGAAAUUAAUUUCUGUUGUGCCGCAUUAUUGAA
Daucus carota subsp. sativus is the source of this 2260-nucleotide messenger RNA. RefSeq names its product 3-phosphoinositide-dependent protein kinase 2. Gene Ontology annotation, molecular function: ATP binding; cAMP-dependent protein kinase activity. The transcript is spliced from 11 exons. Bases 223 to 1797 code for a protein of 524 amino acids. Gene Ontology annotation, cellular component: cAMP-dependent protein kinase complex. The record is from RefSeq and is a predicted model, not a curated record. NCBI's taxonomy places the organism in Eukaryota, Viridiplantae, Streptophyta, Magnoliopsida, Apiales, Apiaceae. Gene Ontology annotation, biological process: intracellular signal transduction; peptidyl-serine phosphorylation.